CGCCGGGCUGAGGGGGUGGCCACCUGGGGAGGAGUCAGCCUGGUGGGGAAGCUACCUCGUGGGCGGGGGCCUGGGAGGCUCAGGGCUCCAGGUCGCUGGGCAGGCAGGAAGGAGCGGUGGUCCGACCCCUUACAGUCCCUCCCCUCAGCCUUUUUCCACGUUACUACUGCUCCCGGUCCCUGAGUGCUCAGCUCGGGUCACCGGCUGGUUCCUGUGGUCUCGGGAUCCGGGACUUGCACCACCCUCUUCUCCCAGCAAGGGGGCUCCAGAGACUGCGCAGCCGGGAAGUCUGGUGGCCUGGGGACUCGGACAGUGCCUUGGUAAUGUUCAGGGCUCCAGGAAGAGAUGUCCUUGUGGCUGGAGGCCCCUGUGCCUGAUGUUUCUCCUGACUCUGCAACAGAGUUGUGGAAGCUGGAAACGCAAGAUGCAAGAAGCCAGGCCCGAGGAGGCGACAGCUGCAUUCUCAGGGAGGAAGCCAGGAUGCCCCAAUCAUCUGGAGGUGCUUUGGGGAUGAGACUUGAGGCAGCAGAGCCUAAAGCCUUGCUCCCCAGAGCAGAGGCCAUUCCAGAGCCCACAGAGCUUCGCCCACAAAAACGGAAAAAGGGGCCAGCCCCCAAAAUGCUGGGAAAUGAGCUGUGCAGUGUGUGUGGGGACAAGGCUUCUGGCUUCCAUUACAACGUACUGAGCUGCGAGGGCUGCAAAGGAUUCUUCCGCCGAAGUGUCAUCAAGGGAGCACGCUAUGUCUGCCACAGUGGUGGCCACUGCCCCAUGGACACUUACAUGCGUCGGAAGUGCCAGGAGUGUCGGCUUCGAAAAUGUCGCCAGGCGGGCAUGCGGGAGGAGUGUGUUUUGUCAGAAGAACAGAUCCGCUUGAAGAAAUUGAAGCGGCUAGAAGAGGAACAGGCUCAGGCCACAUCAGUGUCCCCAAGUGCUUCCUCACCUCCUCAAGUCCUACCGCAGCUCAGCCCAGAGCAACUGGGCAUGAUUGAGAAGCUGGUUACUGCCCAGCAACAGUGUAACAGACGCUCCUUUUCAGACCAGCUUCGCGUCACGCCUUGGCCCAUUACACCGGAUCCCCAGAGCCGGGAGGCCCGUCAACAGCGCUUUGCCCACUUUACUGAGCUGGCCAUCGUGUCGGUGCAGGAGAUUGUUGACUUUGCCAAACAGCUUCCUGGUUUCCUGCAGCUCAGUAGGGAGGACCAGAUCGCCUUGCUGAAGACCUCUGCAAUUGAGGUGAUGCUUCUAGAGACAUCUCGGAGGUACAACCCUGGGAGUGAGAGCAUCACCUUCCUCAAGGAUUUCAGUUAUAACCGGGAAGACUUUGCUAAAGCAGGGCUGCAGGUGGAGUUCAUCAACCCCAUCUUUGAGUUCUCCAGAGCGAUGAAUGAACUGCAACUCAAUGAUGCCGAGUUUGCUUUGCUCAUUGCUAUCAGCAUCUUCUCUGCAGACCGGCCCAACGUGCAGGACCAGCUCCAAGUAGAGAAGCUGCAACACACAUAUGUGGAGGCCCUGCAUGCCUAUGUCUCCAUCCAUCAUCCCCACGACCACCUGAUGUUCCCCCGAAUGCUAAUGAAGUUGGUGAGCCUCCGGACAUUGAGCAGUGUCCACUCAGAGCAAGUGUUUGCACUGCGCCUGCAGGACAAAAAACUUCCCCCACUGCUCUCUGAGAUCUGGGAUGUGCACGAAUGACUGCUUUUCCUCCGUGUCUUCUGUUUGGGGCCACAUGGCUGCCACCUACUGACUGCCUCCUAGAGAUGGAACAGACUGAGAAAGGCAAACAUUCCUGGGAACUGGGUGAAAGAGACCUCGCAUGGCAUUAAAGGAGAGUCAAAGGGU
Nannospalax galili (Upper Galilee mountains blind mole rat) is the source of this 1836-nucleotide messenger RNA. RefSeq names its product nuclear receptor subfamily 1 group H member 3 (gene Nr1h3). The record is from RefSeq and is a predicted model, not a curated record. Gene Ontology annotation, molecular function: RNA polymerase II cis-regulatory region sequence-specific DNA binding; zinc ion binding; nuclear receptor activity. Bases 346 to 1689 code for a protein of 447 amino acids. The transcript has 10 exons. Lineage: Eukaryota; Metazoa; Chordata; Mammalia; Rodentia; Spalacidae. Gene Ontology annotation, biological process: negative regulation of inflammatory response; lipid metabolic process; positive regulation of transcription by RNA polymerase II.